CUCGGAAAAACUAGCAUUUCCCCAGCCCACCAUGGCCGACGAAAUUGAUUUCACUACCGGAGAUGCUGGGGCUUCCAGCACUUAUCCUAUGCAGUGCUCGGCCCUGCGCAAAAACGGCUUUGUGGUGCUCAAAGGACGACCAUGCAAAAUAGUGGAGAUGUCAACUUCCAAAACUGGAAAGCACGGUCAUGCCAAGGUACACCUUGUUGGAAUUGAUAUUUUCACAGGCAAAAAAUAUGAAGAUAUUUGCCCUUCUACUCAUAACAUGGAUGUUCCAAAUAUUAAGAGAAAUGAUUAUCAACUGAUAUGCAUUCAGGAUGGUUACCUUUCCCUGCUGACAGAAACUGGUGAAGUUCGUGAGGAUCUUAAACUGCCAGAAGGUGAACUAGGCAAAGAAAUAGAAGGAAAGUACAAUGCAGGUGAAGAUGUGCAGGUGUCUGUCAUGUGUGCAAUGAGUGAAGAAUAUGCUGUAGCCAUAAAGCCCUGCAAAUAAAUGGGGACAUAAGGCAUGAGCAAACCGUUUAGGUCUGGAUCAACUGCAGAUCUAAAGUUUGGUUCUAAGUUGUCACCAAAGCUAUGGCCUUCAUAAGCAACCUCAUUUUUGUUUUUUUUAACUGUUUUGAAAUUGUGCUGGUUCAUUUUGCUGGUAGUUGGUAACUUAACAAAAAAAAAAAUCAAGAUAUAUAAUUCUUUUUUUUUUUAAUUUUGUGUCUUUCCUAUAACAUUCCUGUGGUUUUCAGUAUGAGUCCAAGAAACAUAAAGCUUCAGCAAAUGUGAUUUGUCUGAGCAAAUCAUUCCUUAAUUUUAAUAAAAUGAUAAGUUAAACCAGGGUUUUAAAAGAUAAUGUAGCAUUUGGUGGUAUUGAAAUACCACAUUUAAGUUGAAUUGCUUUGCAUUAAUUUCAAACUAAUGUCAUAGAAUACAUAAAUUAUGGUUUAAAAUUGUCAGUUUUAGCCUGUGUGUGGCAAAUACAUCUUUAAACAAAAAUCAUGUUAUUAAAAAGCGUCAGUUACCUUGGUGGUUGUGUGGAAUGAUAUACAUUACCUCGGUCAUACCAUUCUUUGCCACAUUGUUAGUAGACUUACACCUUACAUGGUGGUUUUAGUACUUGUCAUUGACAGAGGGACAUUGAGCUGUUGGAUGAAAAUGAGCAUGUUAGACUGUAAAGAAGACAAAAAGGACAGUGGCAAAGGAGGUUGGUCAACUCUAGGUUUUGACUUGAGACCUUUGUAAUCAGCAUAAAAAAUAGAAAGUAGCUUUUUAGUUAUAUUUUUGCUUUUAACUUUUUUCCCCUUUAACCCCCUGGCACUGAAAGGACUGACCUGCUUUACAGGACACUGCAGUGCUUUUUUUGCAACCAUGUUGAAUAAGUGUUGGCAUUUAUCAGUAAUUGCUCCUUUUCAACCAUUUUAAAGUAUUUUUUUUGACCUUAAAAUAUUACUUAGACUAAA
Molecule: messenger RNA, 1451 nt
Organism: Urocitellus parryii (Arctic ground squirrel)
Lineage: Eukaryota; Metazoa; Chordata; Mammalia; Rodentia; Sciuridae
Source: RefSeq, a predicted model, not a curated record